AUUUUAGUAUUUCAAAAAACAUUAAACAAUCAAGACAUUUCAACUUCCAAAUUUUAUUCAGAUUGUGAAAUAGUAUAUUGUAUGUUCGUAUGGAGCCUUAUGUAAACGGAUUUUUUAGCUACUUGAUGGAAAAUGAGCUACAAUGUGAAGACGUCGAGAUGGAGGACGCACUGCGUCAGGGGGCACAGAGCUGGAAUGCCCUAAGCUGCAAGGAAAAGAGUCGUUAUCGGUCAAAAAACAGGAAACGCAAAUCCCACAACCGCCAUCGUGGGCGUCAACCGGAGAAAUUUAAGAGUUGCCCCAAGAGCCCAUGUGCCAGAAGUAGUCUCGGGAUGCAGGCAUCUUGCCGGAAAACCAUCUCCAGGAAUAGAUAUGGCCUAAGGAAGUGCAUCCCCCGACGAUCAAGGCGUUCUUGCUUAUUAAAGAGAGGAACUGAAGAAAUGGCCACGGACGUGAAGUUCAACGCCUCGCUGAGCUGCAGCGAUCCGCAGUCACAUCCGGUCCUGAUCAUCGGCCAGCUGCGUCAUCUCAAUCUGCUGAAGUUCACCCACCUGGAGAACAAGCUUAGUCCGCGCGUCACCGAGGAGACCUUCCUGAAUGCUGUGGCCUGCCUGCAUCCGGCGCCCACGGACAAGGUUUCCCUUUAUCUCGAUGUGGCCACUGUGGCCGCCCUGCCUUUGAAAGCAUCGCGGCAUAAUACCGCCUCCCGGGCCCAUGCCAUCACCCGACUGGUGAAGAACCAUGUUCUCAACGUUUCCGAGGAGAGUGUGGUGCUGGUCUGCGAGCGUGAGAACCUGUUCGCCAGUGCCUGUGCUGUGGUCCGGGCUUUUCCCCUCUAUUCCCGUAAGACGGGCAAUCUACUGGCAGCAAACCAAUCCAAGGCACAAUUCGGAUGUGGAGAUCAGGCCGAUGGCAACAAGGAUGCCGGCCGCAACGUGGUGAACGUAGAGUUUCUGCUAAUCAACAAAGAUGGUGGUAUUGAGUGCGAACCCUUGACUGAAGACGAGCUCAAAUGCCUGAAUGAAACCACCCGGGCCAUCCGACUGACUGCUCGCAUUGUGGACAUGCCCUGCAAUGAGAUGAACGUGGACCACUUUAUCCAGGCGGUCGAGGACGUGGGCAGGGAGUUGUGCAUCACGCCGCAAGUAAUCCGCGGUGAGGAGCUGCGCGAGCGCGGCUUUGGCGGCAUCUACGGCGUGGGCAAGGCGGCAGCUGUGCCACCUGCCCUCGUGGUGCUCUCCCACGAGCCAAAGGGCGCCCAGGAGACCAUUGCCCUGGUCGGCAAGGGUAUCGUCUACGACACUGGUGGCCUGAGCAUCAAGGCCAAGACCGGCAUGCCCGGAAUGAAGCGCGAUUGCGGAGGAGCGGCUGCGAUUCUCGGCGCCUUUUAUGCAGCUGUCCAGUGCGGUUUCAAGGACAACCUGCAUGCCGUUUUCUGCUUGGCCGAGAACUCCGUGGGUCCAAAUGCAACUCGUCCCGAUGACAUACACACUCUUUACUCCGGCCGCACAGUGGAGAUCAACAACACGGACGCUGAGGGCCGCCUGGUGCUCGCCGAUGGCGUUUGCUUUGCUAACAAGGAUCUGAAGGCCAAUAUCAUUCUCGACAUGGCUACACUAACUGGAGCUCAGGGCGUAGCAACAGGCAAAUAUCAUGGUGCCGUAUUGACAAACUCGGAGACAUGGGAGGCAAAGUCGUUGCAGGCCGGACGCAAAUCCGGCGAUUUAUUGGCCUCCAUAAUUUAUUGCCCCGAAUUGCACUUCUCCGAAUUCGCCUCGGCCAUUGCUGAUAUGAAGAACUCGGUGGCGGAUCGGCAGAACGCACAAUCCUCCUGCGCCGGCCUCUUCAUUGCCGCCCAUCUGGGCUUCGACUAUCCCGGCAUUUGGAUGCACGUCGAUAUGGCCACGCCCGUGCAUUGUGGGGAGCGGGCCACUGGAUACGGCGUUGCCCUGCUGCUGACCCUCUUCGGUGGCCACACCGACUCCAAGCUGCUGCAAUCCAUCGCCCCCACCGACGAGGAGCCGCCAUCCAAGCGCCUGUGCCGCGAUUAACCGCAUUUACAAUUCUGAAAUACACAAGUAUCAAAUUGAA
Molecule: messenger RNA, 2091 nt
Organism: Drosophila biarmipes
Lineage: Eukaryota; Metazoa; Arthropoda; Insecta; Diptera; Drosophilidae
Gene: grsm
Product: probable aminopeptidase NPEPL1
Exons: 7
Coding region: 90-2051 (653 amino acids)
Biological process (GO): proteolysis
Cellular component (GO): cytoplasm
Molecular function (GO): metalloaminopeptidase activity; manganese ion binding
Source: RefSeq, a predicted model, not a curated record